AUUAUUUUACUGUCAUUGUCUUGUCAACGAGCCGUGGUCGUAGAUAGUCUGCCACAGUGCCAAUUUAUAUUUCCAGUAACAUUUAAUUUCCAAACUCACAAUGGCUUCCAGAUUGCAAGAAUAUAAAGAUACUUUGGAUCGCAGCCUCAACGACAAAAGCAAGCCAUGGACGAAAUAUUUCGAGAUAGCUGAACAGAAAACCGGCGUCAACCGAGUAUACAUUUUCGUCGGUUUGGUCGCGUUCACUGGUUUAUAUUUAGUGUUCGGGUUUGGAGCUGAAUUAAUAUGUAACUCAAUUGGUUUCGUUUACCCGGCGUACAUGUCGAUGAAGGCAUUGGAAUCGCCACAGAAGGACGACGAUACUAAAUGGCUGACGUACUGGGUGGUGUACGCGUGCUUCUCCGUGCUGGAGUACUUCUCAGACAUCAUCGUCGGCUGGUUCCCGCUCUAUUGGCUAAUAAAGUGCAUCUUCAUCAUAUGGUGCUAUCUGCCGACCGAGUUCAACGGUUCGCUGAUCAUUUACAACCGUAUCAUCCGCCCCUACUACCAGAAACACCACACCCGCAUCGAUGAUAUCGCCAACUCGGAUUUGGAGAAAAUUGUGAAGAUUGCCAACACAAAAAUUGAUAAAACUGUUAAAGCCUUCUCCAAAGCAAUGAAGGAGUUGUAAUACAGCCACACGCUUGGUAGCUGAUGCAGUUAGGAAGACUAACUAAACCUAUAUGUUUGUAAUAAAAUUUUGUGGGACGCGAAAGUACAAAGUUUAUAGCACCCGCUUAAAAUCACGAGCUUCACAGCACUUACUUGCCGAAAUGAAAUCAAUAUUAUUGAGUACACAACUUGUGUUACACGAACGUCAACGGGCAAAGCCGUCGACAGUCGCUUGUUAAUUGAUCAACAUCAAUUAAUCAUUUGUGAUCAACAUUCCUUGCAAUUUGCAUUUUGAUUGUAUGUUUCUUAACGAUGUUUAGUUAUUUGACAGCAAAUUGUGAAUGUACCGAGUGUUGAUUAUAAAUUGAGGGUGGAGAUACGAUUUUGAGCCAUUGAUAAAUAUAAAGCUGUUUCCUUUGUUACGUCUAAGACCAUUAAUGCAGUUGUCACGCAGGUAAAUUGACUACCCGUCAUAACAGGUGCCGACAAAAUUAUAAUGACUUAACUCCAAUUUCAAUGUAAAUUUUCUACUGACCCGGUAAAGGGCAUGCCGGUUUCAAUGUUAUUUUGUAAUGAAGACCUUGUAUUAUUAGUUAAGUUCAUAAUCGUGACAUGUUUUUAUAUUUCUUAGUUGUAAAAUUUUUAGUUGAAUCUAUCUUUUCCUGGCUUGUAUGGUCUUGUAGGGAUUGGUAUCCUUAGAAGCGUAAGUAAAGCCCUUGUAGUUUUCUUAGUUUCCCUAUAUUAAGAUCUCUUUUGUGGAACAAUGAAUUUCUUAUGUUUCCCUGUUUAUUACAGUUAUAGAUUUGCUCAAGGAAUGUUAGUAACCUGUCAUGUUUAAGUUUGUCUUGUUAAGGUUGAAUAGGUUGUUAGUUUGCAAGUGUUGCCAGUUUUUGAACUAGAUGUGUUGCCAUAAUAUAAAGGAAAUUACUGUUAUUCAAUUUCAGAAACAGAUGUUUGAAAUAUCUAGAUGUAUUUUUGUACAAUUUUUAAUAUGUAUAGGGGCAGUUUUGUCAUAACUUGUACAUUAAUCAGAUUCCAAUUAUUAAUCUUGUUUUUUUUUUUGUAUUUCAUGUAUGUUAAAAUCAGUUCAAAAUUGUUUGUUUAUUUUCUUUUAAAUCCCGCGAGUUUUUUCGUUUAUAUUUUCAAGUUUGACUCAACUGUCCAAAGCUAGCAAUUAUUCGCAGCUCUGCCUGCGUGGUACAUAAAUAAAUCUGCAAAAAGAAACCCCAAAGUUUUUAAUAGUGUAAUCAUGUUUUAAAGUUUUUCGUGUUUAUGCUUGUGAUGUAAAAAUCCAUGUUAUGUGCCUUCGACAUUUGGCUGCCAUCAUUAUAUUCACACAAGGAAUUGUUAUACUUGUCAUUUUUCACAAAAUAAAAAGGAAUUCAUUGUA
Trichoplusia ni (cabbage looper) is the source of this 2041-nucleotide messenger RNA. It is a transcript of the gene ReepB, whose product is annotated as receptor expression-enhancing protein 5. Lineage: Eukaryota; Metazoa; Arthropoda; Insecta; Lepidoptera; Noctuidae. The record is from RefSeq and is a predicted model, not a curated record. Bases 101 to 670 code for a protein of 189 amino acids. The transcript is spliced from 5 exons.